UUUCUCUAUUCCCUAUCUCUCUCUUUCUCUCUCUCUCUCUCCCUCUCUCUCUAAACCCUUUCUCUUGUUUUCUCUCUCCUCGCCGUGAAUCGAUUUAACCUACAAUCGGUAACAGCCGCGGAAUCACUUUCACCCUUGGAUCUGUAAGCUACUAGGUAUACAUAAAGGAUCAAUGGCACCGACCAGGAAAUCCAGAAGUGUGAAUAAGCGGUUUAAAAAUUCAAAUGAUAUUUCUCCUGAGAAAGAUGGAGUUGGCUCAAGUAAAAACAAGCAACGGAAGAAGAAGUUGUCUGAUAAAUUGGGAUCUCAGUGGAGCAAGGGGGAACUAGAGCGAUUCUAUGAAGCAUACAGAAAGCAUGGUAAAGAUUGGAAGAAGGUGGCUGCCGCUGUUCGUAAUAGAUCCAUUGAAAUGGUGGAAGCUCUUUACAAUAUGAAUCGGGCAUAUCUAUCUCUACCAGAGGGAACGGCUUCUGUUGUUGGCCUCAUUGCAAUGAUGACAGAUCAUUAUAAUGUCCUGGAAGAGAGUGAUAGUGAAAGGGAGAGCAAUGAUGCACCAGGAUCUCGAAAACCUGUGAAACGAAAGCGUGAAAAACUUCAGCUUAAUGUCUCAAAGGAUCCUGUCCAGUCUCAGUCUGUAACUUCCAGUGAUGGUUGCCUCUCUCUACUGAAGAAAAGACGCAUUGAUGGUCUGCAGCCUCGUGCUGUUGGAAAAAGGACACCGCGGGUCCCAGUUUACCACUCUCAAAAGAAAGAUGAUAGGGAGAAUUAUGUUUCGCCUAACAAAAGAAGCUUGAAGUCUACUGUUGAUGGUAAUGAUGACGAAGUUGAACAUGUAGCUUUUGCACUAAGCAGGGCUUCACAAAGAGGAGGCUCUCCCCUAGUUUCUCAGACACCACGUAGGAGAGGAGAACAGAAGUUCUCUCCUGCUCAGAGCCGGGAUAGAAUGCGCCAAAUGUCAGAGACAGCUCGUGCCAAGUUUCACAAUGCUUCUGUGGAUGGAGAGUUUUUGGAAGGUAGUCUUGAAAGCAGGGGAGCUGAAAAUGGAGAAUAUGUUAGAGAUACUAGUUCCUUGAUGGAUAUGGAAGGAACGAGCACUGCUGGAGUUCCCAAGGGAGGAAAAUUUUACAGAAAGAAAGAAAGAGUGGAAAAUGUUGGAAAUUAUCAGCUUGAUGAUGGAGGAGAAGCAUGCAGCGGCACUGAAGAAGGGCUAAGUUUUAAUUCUUUGAAGGAAAAUAAUAUGGAGGUAACUAACGAAAAGCUUGAGCAAUUCUCCCCAACAAGUCAGCGGAAAAGAAACAAAAAACUCCUCUUUGGAGGUAAUUCUGUUAAUAGGGAUGUCUUUGGAGAUGAAAUCCAUGCCUUGGAUGCUUUGCAAACUUUGGCCGAUCUAUCUCUAAUGAUGCCGUCUUCUGAAGUAGAAUCUGAAUCAUGUGUCCAGUUGAAGGGAGAAAGAAUGAUGGUUGAUAAAGAUGAUAAGUCUGCUUUACCCGAAUCAACAUCAACAAGCCAUAAGAGAAAUAAAGUUAAAAUUCGUGCGGUCCCUGGACCUGACACUUCAACGUUCAAAAAAUCUAAACUCAAGGAUAUAGCAAAUGAUACCAAUGCUCUCUCUGAAUCAAAAGAUCAGCUUCCAUUUGCUGAUAAAACAUGGAAGAGAAAGCCAAAGUCCACGGUGUCAAAGGCUGUAGAUGAUGAGAAAAAAACGGUGAUUAAAGGAAAAUUCACUGAUCAAGUUUUUGCCUCACCAAAACAAAUAAAGACGGUCAAACCUUCUGAGGUUUUACUGCGUGCUGAUCAGAAAGGUUUUGCAGUAUCAACUUCUGAAAUUCCACUUUUAAGUGAAGUUAGUUCACCAACUAAAAAAAGUAGACGCAAGAUGAUUUUUCAGAGACCAUCCAUGCGUAAAGAGAAGUCUUAUGAGAAUGUAUUGAAAAGUCAACCUAAUAAGCACUCUACCCAAAAGGAAAAGCUUUCUAGCUGUUUGUCAUCUUAUUUGGUUCGCAGAUGGUUUACUUCUGAAUGGUUUUAUAGUGCACUUGAUUAUCCAUGGUUUGCCAAAAGAGAAUUUGUGGAGUACUUAAAUCAUGUUGGACUAGGGAAUAUCCCAAGGCUAACUCGUGUUGAGUGGAGUGUCAUAAAAAGUUCCCUUGGCAAACCACGCAGGUUUUCGGAACACUUUUUACAUGAAGAAAGACAAAAACUUGAACAGUAUCGAGAAUCGGUGAGGAAACAUUAUUCUGAGCUGCGGAAUGGUAUAAGAGAUGGACUUCCAACUGAUUUGGCAAGACCAUUAUAUGUUGGACAACGUGUAAUUGCCAUUCACCCCAAAACAAGAGAGAUUCAUGAUGGUAGUGUGCUUACAGUUGACCAUGACAAGUGCAGAAUUCAGUUUGACCGUCCCCAGUUAGGAGUUGAAUUCAUCACGGACAUUGAUUGCAUGCCUUUGAAUCCAUUAGAUAAUAUGCCCGAAGCUUUGAGGAGGCAGAUUGGUGCCAGAAAAGCCUCUUUUACGACUAUAGAACCACAUAUUAAUGGAAAUUCAAGUUUUGGGGGAUGUGAAAUGCAUGCUUCACCUGUGAAGGUACGCCCCUCUUCAAGUGCUUUAGUUAAGCAAGGAAAGGUGGAUGCUAACCAUGUCACUUCCCAGGCCAAUAUUGGUAACCUCUGUGCACAAGCUGCCUCUGCUCAACCGUGUAAAGUGAUGCAACAUCAAUCUAAAGAAGCUGAUAUACAUGCACUUUCUGAAUUAAAGCGUGCUCUAGAUAAAAAGGAUACACUAUUAGCAGAGCUUCGAAAUGCUAAUAAUGGCAUAUUGGAAAACCAAAAUGGCAUAGAAUGUUUAAAAGAUUCUGAAGGUUUCAAGAAGCAUUAUGCCACGGUACUUGUAGAGCUAAAGGAAGCCAGUGGACAGGUUUCUGAUACCAUGCUUCAAUUGAGGCAACGCAAUACCUACACGGAAACCUCUCUGCCACCAUGGAUGAAGCCCAAAGCAAAUUUCGAAGGCCAUGAUGACCUUCCUAAUAUGUUGGAUAGUUCUAUGACACAAGAGUCUAGGUCAACUGUCAUUGAAAUCAUUAAAGGAUCCAGGCUACAGGCACAUGCAAUGCUGGAUGCUGCAUUUCAGGCAUGGUCUCAAGCUACAAAGGAAGGUAAAGAUGCUAUUACGAAGAUUGGGCAGGCAUUGGAUUCUAUUGAUUAUCAGCAGUUGUCCUCCAAGUACAGGUCGCCUGUGAUAAGGUCUCAAGAUCAAGUGAAUGGCAGUUAUUAUCAUGCUAAUCAGUCGACUUGCAGAGCAUCAGAGCCUUUACUUAACGAUGCAUCUGGUCUGAAACUGCACAAAGAUUCUGACGAAGUUGAGAUUGAAAUACCAUUUGAGCUCAUCACUUCAUGUGUGGCUACAUUAACCAUGAUUCAGAGUUGUACUGAACGGCAAUACCCUCCAGCUGAUGUGGCUCAGAUAUUAGAUUCUGCCGUUACCAGCCUACAACCGUGCGAUACUCGAAACCUUCCUAUUUACAGAGAAAUUCAAAUGUGCAUGGGAAGAAUUAAGACCCAGAUUUUAGCUCUCAUCCCUACUUAAUUAUAUCUUCUCUCCAGAAUUUUUAGUUGUAUAGAGGAUGCUAAACCAUUUAGUUUGUAUCACAUAGGUGCUCCUUGCCCCUUACUUAAUCUGUAUUUUUUUAAUAAAAAAAUUAAGUAUUUAAUAUGUUGAAAACCCAAAAGCUGUUGAUUAAUAACGGCAAUAUUAAUGGCUUGUAGUAUCUAAGAGCUACUGAAUAGGAGCUGGCACAUACCGGUUAUCUAUCUACCCUUGGUGUGAAGGCUACAUAAUUGUUGAUUGACUAGCAAACUUAGCUGUCUUACCAUCAAUUCGUGAAAUUUUCUUGUUUUGGAUAUCCUUUCUGAAGAGCUGCAUAGUCUCCUCUUUGAUGACAUUAUUAAUGUCUAGGAAUGUGCAUUUAGGUUUUUUUUUUUCUUUUCUUAA
Molecule: messenger RNA, 3985 nt
Organism: Medicago truncatula (barrel medic)
Lineage: Eukaryota; Viridiplantae; Streptophyta; Magnoliopsida; Fabales; Fabaceae
Product: protein ALWAYS EARLY 2
Exons: 19
Coding region: 173-3580 (1135 amino acids)
Biological process (GO): reproductive process; regulation of cell cycle; DNA-templated transcription
Cellular component (GO): transcription repressor complex; nucleoplasm
Molecular function (GO): DNA binding
Source: RefSeq, a predicted model, not a curated record